GUAGCACACCAAAUAUGCAUUUGUGUGAGUUGAUGCUUGACUUUGGUCUGGUCUUUACAUUUUGGAUGUAUAACCUUAAGAUACACAAGUAUAAGUUAAAAAAAACAUUAAGACAAACUACCGUAAUGGUCUAGAGGUGACAGUAAUGAGCGUUUUUCCGGAGAAUGCGUUCACUGACACUUUUCUUCCUGUGUAUUCCAUUAAUCUUCUGCUGCGUAUAAUAAUAUUUUCCUAAGGCGUCGCGCAAGUGCUAUCUGAAUCUCAUCUACCGUGUCUUCAGUGUAUUGUUAAUGAUUAUCCUCCUGCAUUGCCAUUCGACCUCCCGAUGUUCCAGCAAGUCGUCAACAGCCUAUGGUACAAUGUAAUCGGAACUAAGACGUCGCUACCAACAGAAUACUUUUCUUUCUGCGGCGUGGGGAGUAUUUCACUUGGUGAGAAUGUGCUGGUAAACAUUUGCAUUCAGAAGAUGAAGAAUAUUUCGUUGCUUGGCCAGGAGUUUUUUAGUGAACAGAAGAAAUAUCGCAGCUCAAUUGUGCGGGUUACGUUUUUUUUUGGUAGGAUAGUUGACGACAUCUCUAAAUUCCCUGGUCAGAUUGAGUACAUAUUUACUUGUCAUCAAGAUUGGUAGAAUCAAAAGUGUCAACGUUUGGUUUUUUAAAAAGAUUUGCGACAUGCCAUUCUGUCAGAAUUAAGCCGUUAGUUGAGUAAGGUCUGAAUUUGUGGGUGAGUGGGUUUAUUAAGAAGAGUAUUGCGUGC
Phycomyces blakesleeanus NRRL 1555(-) is the source of this 756-nucleotide messenger RNA. RefSeq lists its product as hypothetical. The record is from RefSeq and is a predicted model, not a curated record. The annotation marks the transcript as partial. Lineage: Eukaryota; Fungi; Mucoromycota; Mucoromycetes; Mucorales; Phycomycetaceae. The transcript is spliced from 2 exons.